AUGUAUGAGGUAUAAGAACUUAUAGAAAAUAAUUUAAUUUUAGUUGGCGCUACAGCUAUAGAAGAUAAGAUGCAAGAUAAAGUAGAAGAAACUAUAAAUGAUUUAAAAAAAGCUGGAAUAAAAAUAUGGGUUUUAACAGGUGAUAAAGUUGAAACAGCAAUAAACAUAGGAUUAUCGUGUAAACUCUUGUCAAAAAAUAUGAAUUAAUAUAUUGUUAAAUUAUCAGGAGAUUUCGAUUAAAAAUUAGACGAAAAUUCUAUUUACAUUGAAGUAUAUUAACGUCUUCAGGAUAUUUAUAAUUAAAUAAGUUAUAAUAGAGAUAAAAAUGGUAUAAUAUUACUUAAUAAUUCAUUUAUUAUUACAGGAGAUGCAUUAAUUUAUUCAACAAAAGGUGAAAAUAAAGAUUUAAUAUUAAAAAUUACAAAUUAUUGUUCUUCUGUACUAUGUUGUCGUGUUAGCCCUAAAUAAAAAUAAUAAAUAGUUACUUUAGUUAGGGAUAAUAAUCCUAAAAUAUCUACUUUGGCUAUUGGGGACGGGGCUAAUGACGUUAAUAUGAUUAAUGCGGCACAUAUAGGUGUAGGAAUUUUAGGUAUUGAAGGAUAAUAAGCUGCUAGAGCUAGUGAUUACGCUGUUGGAGAAUUUAAAUUUUUAAAAAAUUUGUUAUUUUUUCAUGGGAGAGAAUGUUAUAGAAGAAACACGAGACUUGUUUGUUUUAGUUUUAUAAAAAUAUGGUUCUUAAUUUUCCUAAUUUUGUUUUUUUUUUCAAUAUAGGUUUAUGAUAAUGAAUACUAAUAUAAAACUCUUCUUUAAAAUAAAUAAAAUUAUUAUGAAUAAGGAAUAAAAAAUAAAUUACUUAAUAUGAAAGUAUUUGGCUAUUGGAUUAUGAAUGCAUUUUGGUAAUCAAUCAUAAUAACAUUUUUUAGCUAUUACACAUUAGAAUCUAACUUUAUUAAUUCAAAUGGCUUUACUUUGAACUAUUGGACUGAUGGUGCUUUGGUAUUGACAAUAGCAAUAUUUAUUGCUAAUUUAAAAGUUUUAAUUAUAUCAUUUUAAUAUAAUUUGGCUUAUUUAUUAUUUAUCAUUAUAUCUAUAUUAUAUUAUAUAAUGAUGACUAAAGUCAUUCCUUUUAUGUUUAGAUAAUCAGAUACUUAUUCAGUUUUUAAUGAUAUACUUGAUUGUCCUAAUUUUUAUUUUGGAAUUAUACUUUCAAUUGGUAGUACUUCCUUUUUAGAUUAUGGAAUAGAAUUAUGGAAUCGUUGGAAUUAAGAUUUAUAAUAUAGAAAUAAUUAAAAAUAAAAAAUAUUAUAAGAAUAUUAUGAUUGAUAGAAAUUUAUUUAUAAUAUAUAUAUCCUGUUUUUAAUAUUUUAUCCUAAUAUU
This is a messenger RNA of Ichthyophthirius multifiliis, 1377 nucleotides long. RefSeq names its product phospholipid-translocating p-type flippase family protein, putative. The transcript has 8 exons. Gene Ontology annotation, cellular component: plasma membrane. Gene Ontology annotation, molecular function: ATP hydrolysis activity; ATPase-coupled intramembrane lipid carrier activity; ATP binding. The record is from RefSeq and is a predicted model, not a curated record. Lineage: Eukaryota; Ciliophora; Oligohymenophorea; Hymenostomatida. Gene Ontology annotation, biological process: phospholipid translocation.